Molecule: messenger RNA, 825 nt
Organism: Trichomonas vaginalis G3
Lineage: Eukaryota; Parabasalia; Trichomonadida; Trichomonadidae
Exons: 1
Coding region: 1-825 (274 amino acids)
Source: RefSeq, a predicted model, not a curated record
AUGGAAAAUAUACCUGCUGAAAUUUUGAACAAAAACAUUUUCGAACUUUCGGAGGAAGAAUUGCAAAAAUAUAUUCCUGAUUUUGAGAAUUUCGAGAAUGAUUAUGAGGACAUGUGGGAUUAUGUGCUAGAAGUGAAGGAUAAACAUGGGGAGGAUGAUACAACAUUCACGGUUAAAAAGUUUUUGGGUUAUUACUUACCAGAAGCGGGAUUUAUUCCAGAACCACCACCUCCACCAGAAAGGGAGGAAGUAAAACCAAAAAGUGCCGACGAUUUCAAAUAUUUAAACUAUGUGAAGAAUGUGAAGAGGGUUAAGGACGAUAGCGAACUACUGAGAUUGAGAGUCGAAAACGAUAAAUUGAAAAAAGAAAAUAGGGAGUUAAAGAAUAGAUUAAAAGAGGAAUUAAAGAAAGAGGUUGAUUAUAGGAUAGAUUAUAAACAUUAUCUACAAUCGUUUUAUAACGAAGGUGCGGAAUUUAUGGAAAAAUUAGAACCUAAGGAGGAAAAUAAAAUUGAUGUAAGAAAUUAUAAACAGUGGAAAGCGUUAAAUUCAGACGAUAACCAAAAAACGUUAUCGUAUGAUAAGUGGGAUGUGUUUAUGCGAAAUCCUUAUGAAAACGUUUUGGAGUUAAGAGAUUUAACAUCAACGGGGAGGAAGACAAUAUUUCCUUUAUUGAAAGAAUGGAUUGAAGAAUAUUUAGGUCAAACGUCUGCAGAAAAUAAAUACAUGUUCUGCUUUAGGGUUAAUUAUAAAUGGCAUUCUAAACCAUUAACACCCGAAUUAUUUAGAGAGUUAAAAGAAAAAUUUACUUAUGAAAACUUUUGA